Triticum dicoccoides is the source of this 1518-nucleotide messenger RNA. RefSeq names its product transcription factor bHLH30-like. The record is from RefSeq and is a predicted model, not a curated record. The transcript is spliced from 2 exons. The coding region runs from base 168 to 1175 and encodes 335 amino acids. NCBI's taxonomy places the organism in Eukaryota, Viridiplantae, Streptophyta, Magnoliopsida, Poales, Poaceae. Gene Ontology annotation, molecular function: protein dimerization activity; DNA-binding transcription factor activity. Gene Ontology annotation, biological process: regulation of DNA-templated transcription.
GCGAGCGGGCGGGCUUAAAAGGCGACCGAGAACCCCCAGUUUGACCGGGAAAGAAAGCAGCGGAUCGAUCGAAGCAGCCACUACCGUCCCUCCACCACCACCACCUCCUCCACCACCUCCCCCUCCACCCACCUCCACGAAGCCAGCCGGGAGCGGCCGACGGCGACAUGUGGGAAGGGGGCGUGCACGGGAGCCACCAGGACGCCGCCCGCCUGCUGCCCCCCUGGCUCGGAGGCGGCCCGGCCGCGUUCGCCGACCCCGUCGGCGCCGCGGUUGGGGCCGGGUUCGGCGGCUACGCGUGCGACGUUGUGGGGCAAGCAGGCGGGGUGUUCGGGUUCGGGUUCGAGGCGGCCGUCGUCGCGGCGCAGCAGCAGCAUCAGCAGCAGCGCGCGGCGGAGGCUGCGGCGGCGGCGGCCGGGGGCAGCAAGGCCGUCGUGUCCGGGCUGCUCGGGAGCCUGCAGGCGGAGCUGGGCCGGAUGAACGCCGGGGAGAUCAUGGACGCCAAGGCGCUGGCCGCCUCGCGGAGCCACAGCGAGGCCGAGCGCCGCCGCCGGCAGCGGAUCAACGGGCACCUCGCCAGGCUCCGCAGCCUCCUCCCCAACACCACCAAGACGGACAAGGCGUCGCUGCUUGCCGAGGUGCUGGAGCAUGUGAAGGAGCUGAAGCGGCAGACGUCGGCGAUGACGAUGAUGGCGGCUGCCGUCGGGGGCGGCGAGGAUGACGACGCGGCGCCGGUGCAGAUGCUGCCGACGGAGGCCGACGAGCUGGGCGUCGACGCGGCGGAGGACGGGGAUGGGCGGCUCGUGGUGCGGGCGUCGCUGUGCUGCGAGGACCGCCCGGACCUCAUCCCCGACAUCAUCCGGGCGCUCGCGGCACUCCGGCUACGCGCGCACCGGGCGGAGAUCACCACGCUGGGCGGGCGCGUCCGGAGCGUGCUCCUCAUCACGGCGGAGGAGGGUGAGGAGGGCGCUGACGAGGGCGGUGACGGUAUCGACGAGGAGUGCGCCGCAUCUCACCGGAGGCACGAGUGCAUCGCGUCGGUCCAGGAGGCGCUGCGCGGCGUCAUGGACCGCAGGGCGGCGUGCAGCAACGACACGUCGUCGUCCGGCGGUGGCGGCGGGAGCAUCAAGAGGCAGCGCAUGAACUACGGGGCGCAUGAGCAGUGCUCGGUUUAGCCCCGCGCCGGCAUUAUCCAAGAUCGCAAGAGCUGCAUGCACUGCGCAUGCACCUUGGCGAUUAGCGUAGCUAGCUAAAGUUUUAGUCGUCGCAAGCUUUGGGGUGUGGUCCUUUGGGUAUAAUGGUGUGCAUGAUGGGGUAAAAACGUGAAACUGCAAGAGAGGGAGAGUUUUAUGCAUCCCUUUUAUGUUCUUGUGCAUGGAUGCAUGGAUGCUACGCAAAUGUAUACCUUGGCAGAGGGGGGUGAGAGCUCUUUCAGGUCAGCCUUCAUACGGGGAGGGUGACUGUGGGUGUACAAAUGUGCUAUCUCUGGGGUAUAAUGGAAGGUGGUAUUGGCUUACA